Messenger RNA from Nicotiana attenuata, 2137 nucleotides. Its product is annotated as transcription termination factor MTERF5, chloroplastic. Gene Ontology annotation, biological process: regulation of DNA-templated transcription. Gene Ontology annotation, molecular function: double-stranded DNA binding. The coding region runs from base 186 to 1637 and encodes 483 amino acids. NCBI's taxonomy places the organism in Eukaryota, Viridiplantae, Streptophyta, Magnoliopsida, Solanales, Solanaceae. The record is from RefSeq and is a predicted model, not a curated record. The transcript is spliced from 4 exons.
CACUAGAGAACAAACAACAACUUGCGGUCCAAAAGCCUCCUCUCUCCGAAAAUCUUCAAAUACACCCGAUACCCAAUUCCAAGCAAAUAUCUCAGAGUCAGCUUUACUACAAUUUCUUGUUUACUCAAUGCUUCGCACUGGUUUUCACAGCAACACGAUUAGCUACACCAGUGAGCAGCUGAGAAAUGAUAUCUUUAAUACAAGUCCGAACCCCAAACCCAAAGCUUGCCUUUCUUUCAAGAACGAGAGUACCCCUUUAUCGGAUUGAACUGUCUUUUCCUCAGAAGGUUUUCUUUUGCCGAGCGAAGUAUUCUGAAUCCGAGAUAGAUGGUUCUUUUAACUUAAGGGUGGUGCCCUCAAACCUUGUAGCUGCAGAAAAGGAAGAAGCAAAGGCUGUCUUGACAUUGUUUCUGAAGAAACAGGGUUUAAGCAAUGCUCUUUCAGCAAGAGUUAUCAACAAAUCAGAGCCUUUUAUUGAUCACCUUGUCUCGCGUCUGCAUUCUGUUCACAAGUCUCGCUACCUCGUAGGACGAGAACUAACAACUCUUGAGAUUAGGGAUGCUCUCAUUCCAUACCUUGAGGCCCUCCACGAGGAAUAUGGAAGUAUUCUAGUGGAUGUUGUGGAGAGCUUUCCGAACCCACCUGUUCUGGAAAAAAUAGAAGAAACUAUUGAAAAAGUACCUCUUCCUGUCACACCAGCUUCACCUCCUAGUGCUGUCCUCGACUCCAAGAAGCUGAAGGCUCUGGCACGAGUCAGUGAUAUUGGACCGACUGGAAAGCUUCCUCCACAUAUUUUAUACCUUGUUGAGCUGGGUAUGGACAUUGAAACGAUUAGAGUAAUCACACGCAAGUUUCCUGCUUUUGCCUACUAUAGUCUUGAGGGAAAAAUCAAACCAGUUGUUGAGUUUCUCCUUGAUCUAGGAGUGCCAAGAUCACAGAUUCCAACCAUUCUCAGCAAAAGGCCUCAACUAUGUGGAAUUAGCCUCUCAGAGAAUUUAAUUCCAACAAUGGCAUUUUUGGAAGAACUGGGCGUUGAUAAAGAACAGUGGGCUAAAGUAAUCUACCGUUUUCCUGCACUUCUCACUUACAGCAGGCCGAAACUGAGAGCAACUGUAGACUUUCUUUAUGAAAUGGGUUUAUCUGCUGAGAGUGUGAGCAAGGUUCUAACCAGAUGUCCGAACAUCAUAAGUUAUAGUGUGGAGGACAAGCUAAGGCCUGCAACUGAGUACUUCCGUUCAAUGGGGGUUGAUGUUGGAGUUCUUCUUUACCGAUGCCCUCAAACUUUUGGUCUUAGCAUUGAGGCUAACGUUAAGCCUGUUACUGAAUUCUUCAAGGAUAAGGGAUUCAAUAUGGCAGAAGUUGCCGCAAUGGUGUCAAGAUACGGUGCUCUAUAUACUUUUAGCUUGGCUAAGUUGAUCUUAAAAUGGGAUUUCUUUCUGACCAUGGGUUAUCCAAGAGCAGAAUUGGUCAAGUUUCCUCAGUAUUUUGGUUAUAGUUUAGAAGAGAGAAUCAAGCCCAGGUUCGCCAUUAUGACUCAGACGGGUGUAAGGUUGUUACUGAACCAGAUGUUGUCACUGUCGGAGGAUGCUUUCAAUAAGGCUUUGAAGAGAAAAUUGAAGAAAUUAUUAGAUAAGUAGCCAAUGAUGGCCUGUGGAGAUUUUGGCAUUUAGAUUUUCAAGUCCAUUGAGCUAAAAGUUAUGGUUUUCAGUUAUUGCUAGAUGAAGAUAGCAGUGUUAUGUUUAUAAGAAGUUGUCUCGAUGGAUGCUAGGGAAAUUUGUUUCCUCUUCUCUUGAUGAAUCUUAUUGAGUGUAUGGACAUCUAGAAUGCCUGGUAUACAACUGUAUAGACUGAUAUUUGUAGACUAGCUCUUAGGCGACGUAUUUUAUCUGUAUUUUGCACUCUAGUAUAGUUGGUAUGUCCAACCACAUUGUGUUUAUAGGUUAGAAUAUGAUGCAAGUUUUGUUGACAGGAUUUAUUUGCAGUCAUCCAGGUUCUUAACAAAGUGAUUGCUCUUUGGGAGAUCAACACUAUUUGUGAGGACAAUAUGGCUUUCGACAGAAUCCUUUGCUGGAGCUAUGUUUUCUUUUAUUCAUAGAAAAUGUAACACUUCUUAGUCACUGUUUAGUUCAGUUAGUUA